UCUAUGAACGGCUUCUUAGUCAGUAGGGCACUGUUUCAACAAAUCCCAAUAUCUCAUCUCGCUUGUGUUCAUCAAUAACUUUUUUUCGGAUAACAACACGGAUUAUUAUCAUUACAACAGAGGAUGUGAUUUUAAAUACCAUUUAGGCCAACUCUGUGUCUCAUCUUGGAGUAAUUUCUUUUGGGAAAAAGAUAAAGAAAUAUUGGACAACAUUAACCUCAAUGUCAUGACGAAACACUUAUUUGGAGGAUAAUGCAUAGAUUCAUACACUAUGUGAAAAACACAUUACAACUGUUUCUCUUGUUUGAUUUACUGCUACUGUCAAGAGGUCAGUUUCAAGGUCAAGCACCGGGAAGCGCUGGACUGUUUCGCAAUGGAGCAGGACCUCUAGGGGACGGGGCCUCCCCGCCACUAUUUAACAACGCUGGCAAUGUGGGGCCAAAUAGAGAUGACGAUGUCGCCGAUAGCGUCGGUGAUGCAUCCAUUCGAAAUCCAAUUCCAAAGAACAAUAUACCCCAAAGCGCACCAUCCGGGAGAAGGAGGGGGCCCUUACGGUCCAAGGGUGUGUGUAGGGAUGGCUGGAAGCUAGCUGAGAUGAACAAUGUUCCCAUUUGUAUAUAUGUUAAUCACAAAGAAUUAUCUUGGGACGAAGCUAAGGAUACCUGUCGACAGGAUUUUGGAUUCCUUUUAAAAGCAGAGGCUCCUGUAUAUGUCGACUCUAAAAGCAUCGGUGAAUAUCUCCGUCGACAAGAGAUUUUAAAUAUAUGGACCGGCUUGCACGAAGAGGAAGGCACUCUUGUAUGGGAUGAGCUUGCGCCCCACAAAGUGAGACCGUACAACGAUUUCAUGGAGUCGAGACUUAAAGCAGACCGCACAUGGGACUGGGAGAUUGACGACGACACAGAAGACAGUGACGUAUGCGGAGAUUUGGAUCUAAGCAGACUAAAACUACCACUUGAAGAGGAAGUUUUCAGACGUAGACGUAAACGAAGUAACAUCAAGGAAGAUUUAAAGAUUCGUAAACGACGAAAUCCUGAUGAAAAUCAUCAUCCUGAAAUGGCUUUUUCCCAACACAUAACAGAAACCCUCACGCAAAGUCCAGUUGAAACGAUGUUUCAAAACACAGAAAGACCAUCUGAAAGGCCAUUCAGACAGUAUAGUAGUGACAGAAUUAGCGACAACAUACCAUCAAGUCAUUUACCAAAUUCUGAAAACACUGAAAACAGCAUUAAGCCUUUCCAAGAUCUUGCCUUUUUAAAGGAAAAUCAACCCAAAGAUGGCACACAGACUCCGCAACCAGAACAGCAGCAGCAACAACACAACUUGUAUGGUCAAAAUUCGGAAUGGCAUUCUUCAACUGAUUUGGGCGAAGGUUUCGGAGAAAGUGUUCCAGAUCCAGUGCUUUCUGAAGUAGUAAAUGAAACACCAAUCCAGGUAACAAAAUUACGUAAAUUCGAUACCGCUAAUGAGCAGCAGCAAUCGGAAGGGCAAAGCCAAACAAAUGCAGAGGCUGGAAAUUGGAAUUCAAACAUAGAAAUUACAAGUAAUCUGCCACCUGUUUUACCCACCUCUGGCAUUAUGGAAUCUCAAAAGAACCUUGAAGAAAUUACUCCUCCACCAAAUGAAGAUGGGGAUAAUGAUCCAACCGUACCUACAACGGUGGACAAUAAUGAAAUCAAUCCGGACAUCCCGACUCCAAAACCUCUUGAUAGUGUUUUAGAUUUUGUUUCCACGGAAAAAGAUGCAAACAUCGAAAUUCCAGAGCAAAAGUCCCAACCGUUUGUUGCAAAAACGAAGAGGCCACUAGAAGAAACUCCAACAAGUCCGGAUGUGGAAAUGUCACCUACAAAACCUGAUACACAAGAUGGGAUGUUACGGACACUUCCUGUAACGAAGCAACCCAUUGUUACGGAAGAGGACGGAAAAGAGAACUCCAUUCCACCAAUUCCAGAAAAUGCUGAUCAAGCUAUCGAUUUAGAUCUCCUAAAACAUGUUUCAGAGAAAUUGCCUUCCCAAACGACACCGUCUAUUGAAUCAGCAUUGAAGAAAGACCUAUCACAUGGUGAUAGCGAUACUGAUUCCAUUGCACCCUCGUUCUCUUUUGUUCCAACUAUACCAUCAUUUGAUGACGUUACACCUGCGACGAACGAUGUUGAUAUUCCUUCGACACCUUCAAAUUUUGAUGAUGUAACAACGACAACACUACGAACGACUGAAGUUACAGAUCCUACCAAAGACGCCGCGCCAAUCACUGGUGCAACGCAGAUCAGCAUACCAGCCAUGGAUGAUAUUAAGACUGCGCCCACUUCCAGGGGGAUCCCUUUGAGAGAACCACCGACCACAACUAGCAAUGAUAGUAGCGAAACUGCUGACGAUGAAGCGGCACUCGGGAGGAUAGAAACUGUUCAACCAAACGACAAAAUUACCACGGCUAAACCAAGUUUCGAGUUCACAUCACCAGAUGAGUUUAUAAACACAUUAGGUAUCAUAGGAUCGAACUUGCACAAAUCUAACGAAUCCGGGGCGUCAAAAACAAUCGAUGAUAUUAGUCAAUCUUCGGGAACAAGUUCAGAAAACCUUAAAACAACUAAAGGGGAUCCAGAUGAAUCAGUCGACGGUGACAGCUCUUCUACAGGGGAAAACAACUCUUAUGAUAGUGACAACAAAGACGGUAAAGAUUCAGGUUCAGAUUCUAGUGACAGUACUUCGAAAGAUGGCAGUGAUGACAGUUUAGUGGAGAAAACAAAAACAACCUUGAAUAAAACAGACGUCAGCCAUCAUGAAAACAGUCAGGAGCUCGUGAAAAAUUUAUAUUCAAAUCACACUGAUGGGAAACCUGAUGACGAUGAUUCUAUCUCAAACAGUUUAGAAGAUGAUAGCAUCGAAAGUCUUGAAAACACGACAAUGGCAGAUCUUAGUAAGGAUAGCAACGCGACUGAUAAUAAGGAUUCGUCUACUUCAAAAGAUUCUUACGAUGACAGUAGUGAACUCGACGAAAAAGAUUCGGCUGUAAACUCUACUGAAGAUGACAGCAAUGAAAGCUUUGAAAACACAACCGUAAUAGUCGUAAAUGAUAAAACAAGCAAUGAAACUGAUACCGAUUCCUCUGCUUCAAACGAUGAUUCUCAAGAUGACAUAUCUACGUCCUCCGACAGUGAUGUCAAUAGCAACGGAAACGACGAUAGUAAAGAUGACAGCAAUUCGUCAAAUAGCACUGAUGCCGAUAGCUCUGAGGAUAAAAUGAGAGACAAUUCUGUGUCAAAUGAUGUAAAAGAAAACCAAAGUGAUGGCGAUGAAAGUUUGGAUGUAGAUGAAACAGAUGAUCAACAAAAUAUUACUAAUAACACGUCAGAUGAUACCAGCAACGAAAUAGAUAGCAAUGAAAAAAGUGGGAUAUCUGACAAUUCGGAGACAAGUGAUGAUGACGAUGUAACACAAAACGUCCUCGGAAUACUUUCAUCUACACGGAAAUCAGAAACAGAUGGUGAAAGUAAUGAUGAUGCCAGCAUAAAAUCAGAAUCAAAUGAUGGUGAUGGGAAGGAUAACGUCGACAGUGUGGAUGUGGUUAGUACCAAAGAUAGUGGUGGUGACAGCACAGCAUCAGACACAACUACAGUUUCGUCAUCAGAAGAGAAAAAGGACAGUAAUGAAAGUGCAGAAAGUCGUGAUGAUAACACAAACGAUGAGACUGAAAAUAACGUUGAUAGCUUUCAGGAUGAGGGAGAAGGGAAUAGCUCAAACACUGACAGUGAAAUUGACAAUGAUAGUUCGAGCGAUGAAAAAACGGAAAAUACAUCAAAAGAUGACACUGAAACUAACGAUGGUAGUUCAAGUGAUGAAAAUAAAGAGAAUACAUCGAACAAUGACAAUGAAGUUAACAAUGAUAGUUCAAGCACCGAAAAUAAAGAGAAUAUUAUAAAUGAUAACAGUAAAGCUAGCGAUGAUAGUUCGAGUGCUGAAGACUCAGAUAACUCUACUGACAGUGGCAAUGAAAUUGAAGAUGGCAAUGCAAGUGCUGUAAACUCAGAGGAUUCUACUGAUAGUGGCGAUGUAAGUAAAGAUGAGAAUUCGAGCGAGGACAAAACAGGGGAUGCCAUAGACAAUGAUAAGGAAACAAACGAAAAUAAUUCAGACGAAGAGAAGGGAACGAACAUUUUAAACGUUAACAUUGAAUCAAAUGACGAUAGUUCGAGUGCUGAAGUAUCAGAAAACUCUAUUAACAGUGGCAGUGAAUUUGACGAUGAUAAAGCAAGUGCUGUAAACUCAGAGGAUUCUACUGAGCGUGGCGAUGAAGCUACCGAUGAUAAUUCAAGCGAUGAUAACGAAAUAGACCCUUUAAACUCUGACAAAGAAAAUGAUUAUGCUGAUUCCAGCAUUGAGAAGGACGACAAAAUUACAUCGAUACCAAUUGAUUUGGAAUUAAUGGAAAGCAUACAAGAGGCCGAUGAAAUGAGUUCUUCAACAAUGGAAGAUAUAGAUAGUAGUUCAGAUGAAAAAAACGAUGAUACCAGUGAUGAUAAAACAUCAGAUGAAACCAACGAUAUAAUAAGUGAUAUUUCUGAUGACGCAAGUGAAUCUUUUGGUGAUAGUAAUGAAAUUGAUAGUGUCGUUAUACCGACAACGUUAGUUGCAAGAAAACCGAAAGAAGAUGAUGAAAGCAUUGAGAAAAACAGCGAAGAGAGGAUUGAUGAUGAGGAAGACAGCGACGACGUUUCGACACUUGGCGAUGAUUUACCAAUAGGGGAUUUUAUGACACUGAGGACGUUCGUUGUAGAGGAGGAAUCGGAUGAUAAAGAUAUUGGCGAUGACCUACGCCGUAAUUUUGCAGAAAAGGACAUAGGACUGAGAAUCCAUGAACAUUUAGAUGACGUUGAAGAAAUCGAGGAAUUUGUACCUCCUGCAGACAAAAGAGAACACAUUCCCCACUCAGGUCAUCAUCACAGCCAACGAAAAACACUUGGCAUGAAGUUGUCACAGUGUACUAUCCGUAAACCAUCUGUCUGUUACAGUCCACCGAUUGUCCUGGAGGAUACAGCAUCCUCCUGUCCUCCUGGUUGGUAUGGCCACAUUUUCUCAAAAAAGUGUUACAAAGUGAUCGUCUCUAGAAUGCCUUUCACUGCUGCAAUGGAGCGCUGUACUAACGAAGGAGGAAGACUGGCUGCUAUGGGAAACAGUAAAUUUAACGCCGAUUUGGUGUUGAUGAGCAUACUGAAGUCGCAAACAGAAGGUUUCGUUGUGGGGCCAUCGAGCACGUUUUGGGUGGAAAGAUUACCUUCUACGAGACAGUGCCGGGCUCUGACUGUGAAUGGAUAUAUGGAAGCCUCAUGUAACAGUCAUGCUGAGGUUGUCUGUGAAAGAGACGCGCUGAUAAAAGGACAAGAAAAUGAAGAUGAAGAUGAUGAAACUGACGAUGAAACAGAAGAAAGUGUUGAGAACGAGGAAGAUCACGAACCAGAGCGAGUGUAUCUUUCAUCGAAAAGGGAUGAUAGUAAACUGACAUGCGACCUUACCAAUAAAAAUAGAGAGUUACCAACUGUUUGGUUCAAAGAUGGAAAAAUUGUCGACAUAAAACUGGAACGAAGAUCCCCGAGUCUGAUUUCCUUACUUGGUGUAAUGGGCAGACCACUAACACCACUUCCAGAACCAGCGUUAACGACUUCUAAUGCUUUGGAACUGGGACCAAUGUUCCGGAAAACGCUGGAGUAUUCCAGCAGUCAGAAACUCACCAACGAAAUGUUCCAGGGUACUUACUGGUGUGAAGUGUGGGACAUGCAUCCCUUUAAUCGACGCCGUUCGAGAUCCUACUCUGUCAAAUAUUCUGAUGUUAUCACAUUCCGGGGGACCAUUGAGAUGCCUGAAAUAUCCCACAAAGGAAUUCUUCUCCACAAUAUGAUCAACCAACAGAAUGCCAAGCUGUCCGGUAUCAUGACAGACGUUAACUUUAUCAAUGACAAUAUCCUACCCGUUCUACAACAAAGCAUACCUACUGUCCAGAGUGUGGUUACAUACGGAGGGAAAAUAGAAGACACGAAGCCAUUAAAACUAGGGUACUACAUGUUUCUGAAGACAACUGAUAAUUACACAAUGGCGGAUGAAAAUAUGGCGUAUUUGGUCCUACGAAAGGAGUUACGAGACACCAUGAAAAAAGCAAACAUGUUGCUGACACUGCCUGGGAAGACUCCAAUCCACAUUGUUCGGUCAAUUGACCUAACGAGUACAAUUGCCUGCCCGUUGGAUCACCUCAAAGAUGACGAAACUGGUCUAGUGGCAACCUUUCCCCGAUCGUCUAUUGACACUGUGGUCAACAGUAUUGAAAUGUGUGAGGGAUCUAAUGCUGGAAGAGCGUCAUGCAAAGGUGACUACUACACAGGCGCCUAUUGGACUGACGUCUCUGUUACCAAAACGUGCAACAACGAAAGUCACACACAGUCAGAGGAAUCUGAAGAAGAGGAGGAAGAGGAGGAGGGAAUAUUUGAGAAAAUGACACUUGAAGACAGACUAAAAGAACUUGCAGAGAUGGACAUGGAAGAUGACAAUGUAGAAGGUAUAAUGGAGGAGACAGCUAGCAUUGUCGAGAAGGUAGAAGAGAUGACUGCUACUGAUAUUGAUUACAUCGCCGAAAUCAUGGACAAAACGGUCAACGUUCACAAGAUCACUAAAGAAAUCGGUAUGAAUGUAAUGAAAACAAUGGAUAAAGUUAUGAACAUCGACGAAGACGAGCUCGAGAAGGCUAAUGAAGUUUCUCAAGCGUCCAACAGAAUUCUUAAAAGUUUCGAGAAGGUCGCCGAAAAUAUUGACUUGGAGGAUGACGGUAAGCUCCGUAUCGUUAAGCCUAAUGUGGCCAUGGAGGUAUGGAACCUUAACCAGAUCAAGGUCCCUAUCAUAGGGUUGGCGGCACGUCAAGGCAAGGCUGGAAGGUUAGACGAGGCUUUCAACGAAGAUAGAAUCUUCACUCUUUACAAUCAAUCGCAACUGUACGGAGACAUUGAUGCAGCCAUUGAAUUGCCUCCCGAACUCAUCACCUCGGCAAUGGUUGAUGGAAAAGGUAUAAAAGACGAUACAAGACUAUACAUGAUGGUAUACAGAGAUGGGAGGCUGUUCCGGGGAAAUUCAAAAGCAGCUGACAAAAUUGACGUCACAAGAGAUCUACGUCUUGGGAUUUUGAACAGUUACAUCAUUUCCGCCAGUAUUAGCGGUCGAGAAGUCAAAGGACUGAAACAUAAAGUAAAAACGGUCUUCAAACCACUACAGUCACCAGCAAACGAUGAGCGUAAAUGUGCCUUUUGGGACUUUGACAUGAAUUACAAAGAAGGCGGUUGGUCAACUGCCGGCUGCGUAUAUAACGGUCAAGUCAAUGGACGAGACAUUUGUUUGUGUGACCACCUUACCAACUUCGCUGUUUUAAUUGAUUUCUAUGGGCAGGCCGAACCAGUUGAUCGUGAUCAUGAAUUUUCCCUGAGCAUUAUCUCCCUUAUCGGACUCAGUUUGUCAAUCCUGGGGUUAUCGCUUACCAUCAUAUCCUACGUGUUUUUUCGAAAACUCCGACAAGGUCGUGCUCAACAGACUCUGUUCAACCUUGCCCUUGCAAUGCUGUGUUCGUGGGUGGUGUUCCUGACCGGUAUCAGACAGACGCAUAACUACAUUGGAUGUAUCAUCGUUGCCGUUCUCCUCCACUAUUUCAUAUUGUCAUCGUUUAUGUGGAUGUUGAUGGAGGCAUUUCUCCAGUAUCUGACAUUCGUCAAAGUCCUCGGGACAUACGUCACCAGGUAUACCCUGAAGACCGUGGUCAUCGCUUGGGGACUGCCCCUGGUACCUAUUAUAAUAGUAUUGAGUCUUGACCCCGACCUCUACCGUGGAGGUGACAGAUACUGCUGGAUGUCUUUAGAUGCGUUCUACUAUGCCUUUGCACUGCCUAUCGGUGUUAUAAUUCUGUGUAACCUGGUAGUGUUCAUACUUACCGUCACCAGUAUAUGUCGGCGACCGACAGGAUUACGAAGCAACCAGUCAAAACAGAAAAUUGCCAUAACUAAUUUACAGGCCGCCAUCACAAGCUUUGUAUUGCUUGGUUUAACGUGGCUGUUGGGCUACCUUGCUAUCGCAGAUGCCCGAGUGGUCUUCCAGUAUGCUUUCACCAUCCUCAACUCUUUACAAGGAUUCUUUAUUUUCGUCUUGUUUGUCGCCCGGAAGAAGCAAGUGCGAGACCAAUGGCUGAUUUUAUGCUGCUGCAAAGAUCCCAAAAUGGAAAAGGCAUCCAGGUCUCUAUCAGCCUCGGCUUCGAUUCCUAGUACAUGUAGCGGAAGAAGCUCGAGCAGCUACAGCGGAAGGAGUGAAAGGUCUGACUCUACGCGAACGACAAGUAGUUUCGUCAAUAAUGACUAUGAGACGAUAUACACCGUUCCGUAUACGAAGCAUUCCCGAGAGUCCCUGUACUACCGAAAAGUUUAACAUUGAUAUUGAACGUUUCUGAAACAGUAUAACAGGCAUUGCUGUAUACCUAAAUGCGACAUUAUGGCGGUUUAUUUACAUACAAAUGCAUGAGACGGUAUCAUUUUCGCUUUUGCAGUUAGCAAAUACUCCUGCUACGGUUGGUAAAGGAUACAUUUUCUGUGUAUACGAGUUGUAGUAAACAGAUGGAUGGAACCAGCAUCCCACCUGCCACCCUGUCACCUAAUUUAAAUUAUACCACCCUCUGCCACCUAAUUUGAACAAUAACGUCAGAUCUAUAGAUAGUUUGGUACGUCAUUGGUGGUAUUAUCUAAAUUAGGUGGCAAUGUGGCAGGUAGGAUGCUGGUUCCAUAUGUUUAUUACUACUUAUACGAUACACAUUUAUUAUCAAAACGUUGCAUAUUUUAUUACAUAUAUUACAUUAAAAAUACACUGUACACAUGAAGCACUCGUGCGUGCGAUGUCAAAAAAUUAAAAGUACCGUUUAAGUCACAACAAAAGUGAAAAUUCAAAGUAAUAGUACAAUAAAAGAGACGACUCAAAUAAGGUCACUUUAACCUUGAGACCAUCUGUUGCCCCAAAAACAAAAUGACAAAAUCAUCACGACAUGUAAUAUGUUUACAGUAAACAGAAUCUCAAAUGAAAGGGCGCGAUCGAUAUAGGUCGAAUGUAUUCGGAAAGAUGCAAUAGCGAAACUAGUACAAUUUACAGUGCAUGUCUGAUUGUGUUAUUGAACCACAAUUAACUAUGGAAUUCAUAUUAAUGUAUUUGCAUACUUGAGUUGUGUCUUGCAUUAUUCUCUCGCAUUGGUGUUGAUAAUUAAAGGUUUGCAAAGAUGUAGCCAUUAUUAUAUUCAAGGUGACCCGGUACAAAAGUCUCAUAACAUUCUUGUUUGUAAAUUGUCUCGUUUAACUUACGUUGUCAAAGGCUAUACGUGUUGUUGAAACACUGUGUAGUGUUAUUUAUUAAUGUUAUAUAAAGCUGUAUAUUAUUAUUUCAUAAAUUGAGGUAUCGUUAUUAAUAUUCAAACUAUAUAUUUUGUAACCACGAAAUGAACUUUAUUAAGUAUUACUGGUAGUUAUCGAGUCAUGUUUAAAUAGCAUUGUGUAUAAUAUUUUCAUGAUUCAUGUGAUACAAAAUUCAUUGUUCAUCGUGACUACCUUUUAAUAUGGUUUGCAUCACAGAAAUAAGGAAAUGAAAUGUUUAAUGUGAUAAGUAAUAUUAUUCUACUCGCUGGUCCCUAUGGUGUAAUAUUGUUUAACCUAGUUAUGUAUGAAUGUUGGUUAAUUAUUUAUGUUGUAUAAUCUUAUGUCUCCUAUGUCGUCUAAUGAACGUCUGAUCCAAAAGUCUAUUAUAUUGCCUCACCACUCGGAUACUUUGUUUAAAAGAAGAAGUUUUUCCAGGAGUAAAGGGUAAUACUGAUCACUUACAAUCGCGAAAAACUGAUGUUUCACUCAGAGAGUUAUAUCGAACAUGAAGAAGUCAGAAAGAGUUUACCUGGCUUUGAGUUAUUCCUCCUGUCAAGUUUUCAAAUACUUUGCAGUCCACAAAUUGGACACUCAUUUUAAUACAGUGCAUAUUUAUAAUCCUUGCUUUGCAACAUUGGCAAAGAUAAGGCUGUUUAAUGUGACGGAAAUUUCAUUUGUAAAGGACAAAACAAUUUUAUUCACAUUAGUGACAAUGGUAAAACUAUAUUUUAACUUAUUUGAUACCUUUUACCUUAACUCGUUUUUCUUUGGAUAUCAUGAUAUAGGUCUCAAAAUGAAUAUAAACGUUAAGCAACUCAUCUUAACGUCAAAAUGUCAUGCAAAAGAACAAAUUACUAAUCUGUUGAUGUGGUCUGAGUAUAUUGUAAACAAAACCCGGAAAAGAAUGUGAUUGGAAUUUAUUCGAAUCGGUAUUGUGUUUAGUAUGACAUGAAAAUUAAGUGCUAUUUAAUUCCUUUAUGGAUAUUUUACAAUUUAAUUAACAGAUAUAUCACUAAACAUUAUACAAAGGCUUCACUGUUAUACAACGUGUAUGAUAUACAAACGUUUAAUGUCAGUAAAACGUAUAUGUAUAGCUGUAAUACAGUUCUUUGAAUUCAUUAUAUAUGUCUCAAGUCACGUCCAGGUUGAAGACUAUGUUGUAGACGUAAUAUUCAAGAAACUUUGAAGGUAUCAUUGAUCGUUUAUUCCGUCUUUGCGUAUUGCACAGUUAUCUUCUCUUGUGAGCAGGUAUUGAUUGUUACGUCAUUGGUUU
This is a messenger RNA of Mizuhopecten yessoensis (Yesso scallop), 10686 nucleotides long. RefSeq lists its product as uncharacterized. The record is from RefSeq and is a predicted model, not a curated record. Lineage: Eukaryota; Metazoa; Mollusca; Bivalvia; Pectinida; Pectinidae. Gene Ontology annotation, cellular component: membrane. The transcript has 22 exons. Gene Ontology annotation, biological process: cell surface receptor signaling pathway; G protein-coupled receptor signaling pathway. Gene Ontology annotation, molecular function: G protein-coupled receptor activity. Bases 253 to 8445 code for a protein of 2730 amino acids.